Molecule: messenger RNA, 1135 nt
Organism: Paramisgurnus dabryanus
Lineage: Eukaryota; Metazoa; Chordata; Actinopteri; Cypriniformes; Cobitidae
Gene: vtcn1
Product: V-set domain containing T cell activation inhibitor 1
Biological process (GO): regulation of cytokine production; T cell receptor signaling pathway
Cellular component (GO): external side of plasma membrane
Molecular function (GO): signaling receptor binding
Source: RefSeq, a predicted model, not a curated record
UUUAAAUAUGUGCUUCUAGCUAAACUUAUUGAUUUAUCGCCGUCUACAGAGAUGCAGAACACAGUGGCUGGUCGUUAAAACAGAAACAGACUGGAAUGGCUUCAUUUGGACAAAUCAUUUUUGGGACUAUGGUUGUUCUCAUCAUUGUAUUCGCUGGUCUCAUCAUUUUAAUUUUGACCAUUGGAUUUUCAGCGUCUCAAGGUACCGUUGAGAGCAGCAGCCCUUCUAUUGUGGGAAAUCUUGGACAGGACGAGGUCAUCGAUUGCAGGUUUAAUACCGAGAGCAGCAGUGGGUUGACUGAAGAUGUAUCAAUCUCUUGGUUAAAAGAUGGUCUUAGUGGGGUGGUAUAUGAAUAUAAGAAUAAAGCAGCCCAACUUCAAAUGCAGAAUACACAGUUUAAAGAAAGAGCACAACUGUUCCCAGAUGUUAUUUCUACAGGCAAUGCUUCUGUACUCCUGAGAAGUGUGAAAUUGGAAGAUGAUGGUGUGUAUCGCUGUAGUGUCACUGCGGGAAAACUCUCAGGAACUACAAGCAUUAAUCUUAGAGUGGCUGGUUUUACAGCCCCCACCUUUACCCAACAGACAAAUACUUCACUAACUGCGGAGGCCCAGAGAUGGUUUCCCCAACCGGAGGUUACCUGGUUAAGUCAGAGUGGAGAACUUUUAAACAGCAGCAGCCAAUUCAGCAACAAUUCGGCUGGAAUCACACUAGUUGUCAGUGUCCUGGAGUUCCCGGUAAAAGUUCAUGACACUUACACCUGCAUUAUAGAAAACAGCCUUGUGAAAGCUGUCUCGGAGGCAACUGUUACAGGCAAUGAAGUGACGGGAAAGACAUACUUCAUUUUUAAUGCUGCGUCUACAACAGUAUUAUCCCUACAACUCUUGUUUGUAGUUAUACUUAUUAAUUUCUUUCUCAAGUAGACUCUGGUGUCUGGUUUAUAGUAAGGUCAACAAAUUAUUUCUCUGUUGUGUACACAUUAAUCUAUUCUGUUAUCCAAAUGUCAUAUAUUAUAAUUAUUUUAAUAUUAUAAUUAAUAGCAGCUAUAUUUAUUUAAAACUUUUUACACCAUGUGAUCAUAAAGAUGCACGAGCAUAAACCAUCACUAUGUGAUACAGUAAAAUAAUAAAAAUAUCUG